Molecule: messenger RNA, 5932 nt
Organism: Poecilia latipinna (sailfin molly)
Lineage: Eukaryota; Metazoa; Chordata; Actinopteri; Cyprinodontiformes; Poeciliidae
Gene: esr2a
Product: estrogen receptor 2a
Exons: 9
Coding region: 443-2095 (550 amino acids)
Biological process (GO): regulation of DNA-templated transcription; cellular response to estradiol stimulus; estrogen receptor signaling pathway
Cellular component (GO): nucleus
Molecular function (GO): sequence-specific DNA binding; zinc ion binding; nuclear estrogen receptor activity
Source: RefSeq, a predicted model, not a curated record
UUUAUUUCCCUGAAGGCAGCUGCUGGUUAGCUUGUGAGCUGGAACUUGCGGGCUUAAAUCAGACCAGUCUGGCAGCUUGGACGACUCCGCGCUUGGACUUUGUGCGGUUCGGAUCGGAACCAAACGGAGCGGAACUCCCGCGGUACUUCACACUUUGUUGACCCCGCAGCGGGACUUCAGGCGCCCGGGCUGACAAGUUUGUCAACAACAGGAGCUUCUGAGAAAGCAGCAUCAUGUGGCGGCGCUCCACAAGGCAGGCCCUCCGGCUCCCUGGGAUUUAACUCCACCUCUCCUCUGAUUUAAACUGGAGUCAGCUUGGAUGAUAUUUCCCGACGACGACAUGCUGAUCUGAGCGAGGCUUCACCCUCUGACUCGGCCAGGAUAAUUAAAUUCUUGCAGAUGAUGGAGUAGCUGUCGUUUCCUGAGAGCUCCUGUUGUUGCGAUGGCCGCUGCCACCUCUCCAGAGAAGCAUCAGCCGCUGCUGCAGCUGCAGGAGGUGGACUCCAGCCGAGUCGGCGGUCGCAUUUUGUCUCCUGGUCUGACCCACGAAGCCUGCCAGCCCAUCUGCAUCCCAGCGCCGUACACCGACCUGGGCCACGACUUCACCUCCAUCCCGUUCUACAGUCCAACAAUUUUCAGCUACGCUAGUCAGAGCAUUUCAGAGUGUCCGUCUGUCCAUCAGUCACUGAGCGCCUCUUUAUUCUGGCCCCGGAGCGGCCAUGUUGGAGCGGCCCUGCCACUGCACCGCUCCUCAGGCCGAGCCCAGCACGGCCAGGCCGUCCAGCACCCCUGGGAGAGCGUCCUGACCAGCAGGAGCACAAAGAAGCUGUCGCAGGAGAACGAGGACGCUGUGGUGUCUUCGGGCGGGAAGGGCGACCUUCACUACUGCGCCGUGUGUCACGACUACGCUUCGGGGUAUCACUACGGCGUGUGGUCAUGCGAGGGCUGCAAGGCCUUCUUCAAGAGGAGCAUCCAAGGUCAUAACGACUACAUCUGUCCGGCAACCAAUCAGUGCACUAUAGACAAGAACCGACGCAAGAGCUGCCAAGCGUGCCGCCUUCGCAAAUGCUACGAAGUCGGCAUGACCAAAUGUGGGAUCCGAAAGGAGCGUGGGAACUGCAGGAGCACACUGGUGAGGCGAGUGACCCGUUUGUCCGCCCAGGGGCGGAUAAGCAGACCCAAAGUGUUAACCAGGCCGGUGGAGAGUCCAUCAAACGAGCCUCUGCAGCCCGGAAUGACGCCGGAGCAGCUGAUCGAGCGGAUCAUCGAGGCAGAGCCGCCGGACAUCUACCUCAUGAAGGACAUGAAGAGGCCGCUGACGGAGGCAGACGUCAUGAUGUCACUCACCAACCUGGCCGAUAAGGAGCUGGUUCACAUGAUCGGCUGGGCCAAGAAGAUUCCAGGCUUCGUGGAGCUCUGUCUGCUGGACCAGGUCCAUCUGCUGGAGUGCUGCUGGCUGGAGGUUCUGAUGAUGGGGCUGAUGUGGAGAUCCGUGGACCAUCCGGGGAAACUCAUCUUCUCCCCCGACCUCUGCCUGAGCCGGGAGGAGGGCAGCUGCGUCCAGGGCUUCGCCGAGAUCUUUGACAUGCUGAUCGCCGCCACGUCCAGAGUGAGAGAGCUCAAGCUGACGAGGGAGGAGUACGUCUGCCUCAAGGCCAUGAUCCUCCUCAACUCCAACAUGUGCCUGAGCUCAAACGAAGGCAGCGAGGAGCUGCAGAGUCGCUCCAAGCUGCUGCGCCUCCUGGACUCGGUCACCGACGCUCUGGUGUGGGCCAUCGCCAAGAGCGGCCUGACCUUCCGCCAGCAGUACACGCGCCUCGCCCACCUCCUGAUGCUGCUCUCACACAUCCGCCAUGUCAGUAACAAAGGCAUGGACCACCUGCACUGCAUGAAGAUGAAGAACAUCGUGCCUUUGUACGACCUGCUGCUGGAGAUGCUGGACGCUCACAUCAUGCACAGCUCCCGCCUCCCUCGCCGGCCCGCUCAGCAGGAGUCCACGGAUCAGCCGGCGGCGGCGGCAGCGUCUGGCGGCCCCUCCAACACCUGGACUCCCAGCAGCGCUGGAGGUGGGGUCGAAGCCCAGUGUUCAGAUUAAAGCUCCGAUCCGACGACAUCUCACUGGACCGACGCUGUUCAGGAGCAAAGACCGAGAGCUGGAGUCUCUGACCACUGGUGAAUCUUCAACACACUGUGCACUGCUGCUGGUGAGUUCUCAGAGGACAGACCGGACCUGGAAACGAGCCGUCAUUCUGACACGCAGCGUCAGGACUUUCCACUUCAUAUAGGGCAUCAUACCAAUCAUCGUGGAUCACUCAGCCUUCACUGUGACACACAGUGUUGCGUUAUUUAACUCCUGUAGAGUUGCUUUGUCACAGCUUUUAACAGCAAAGAAAACUCGAUUAGAUUCAAAUAGCUUUUUGUUCUAUGAUUUUAUUUACUGAGGGAGAAAAGCUUUGCAGACCAACCUGGAUGUAUGUGAAAAAGUAAAUUCCUCCAUCUAAAAUCAUGACCAAAAGUUUUUAUAUAACAAUUACCCAAAAAUUAGUCAAAAACAAUCCAUGAGUUCACACAAAAAAAAAUAAAAAUAGAUCUAUAAUAGUGCAGGCCUCACUUAUCUUAAAGAUCAGAGUUCAUGAUUCAAAAAAUAGAAAAAAAUGGGCAAAAAUAAAUUUAAAGGCCCUCCUUAUAAAAUCAUUAUGUUUAAUAUCCAAAUAUGCUUAAAAUAAAAAGCAUAAUUUUGGAGUGUUUAAAUCCGAUUUGCGGUAAUUAAUCAAAGCUGGAGAAUCAAGACUCCAAAACAUGGCAAUUUGCUGAAAGGCCAACAUAUAAACUGUGCUAAAAUAUACAUUUUGCAUAAAAGAUUAAAUAAAUAAAAAAAAGUUGUAAGCAUGUUCAAGUCAAAACUUAAAUUAAAAAUAAGCAGAAUGGCAUGUUUUUUUUUUUUCUUUUAUCUGAUUAAUCAUCAAAAUAAUUACGUGCGGCCCCAAUUAAGGGAGUAAAAACACAUUGAAGAUUGUUGACUCUUUGCACGAAAUCAUUCAGGCGCCAUGAUGGACGUCGGAACUGAGGCUCGGGAGUGUUGAACAGAGCGACUGAAAUUGUUUUCCAAAGUUAUUUUUGCCACUUCAUUGAUGGCUUAUUCUGGUUCGAGUCGAGCUAAUUUGUCUGUGAACGAAACACACCUGAAUGGGCCUCAUAGACGGUGAUAUUUGCAGAAGCUGGAAGCGGCUAGCUUAGGAACCGACCCGAACCUGCUCCAUGUUGAUCAAAUUACCGACUCUGCCUGAAUUCACACAUUUACGUCAUAAACGGCGUUUCCCCUUAAAACGGAGCAACAUUAAAAACGUAAAACGACGAGAUGCUAACCUUACAUGUUAGGCUACAUGACGGUGCGGCACUGUCUCCAUGGUUACCAACGGUCAGAUACGUACCUUCUCUAUAAUGCGAUAUUUGAUAUCCGUCAUCAAAAAUACUUAUAAAGUAAUUUAACUUUAAUCUUCGUACCUUGUAACAAGUGAUCGCUGAUUUCACCGAGGGCUGAUUGACGGCCGCUGCAUCAAAGUUUUAAAAUAUGACAAGUUUGGUUUCUAUCCGUCUGCUGGUGCAGCCGACCGCGCAGCACCUUACGACCAUUCUCAAAGUGAAAUCAACUAAAUAGAAGCGAUAUUAGGUUACAGGUGUCUGAUUUUAGACGGGCUCUAAAGGAGCGCAUUGAUCCAUCAUGGCGGAGUUCUGGAGUCCGUGACGUCACGCUGAGUCAACAGCGUCGCAUACAAUCAGGUUGGAUGUUUUGGUUACUCCUCUAAAUAAAUUAAAUCAUUUAGUUUUUCUACUAAAUUUCAUUUAAUCUGGAACAUGAACGUUUGACAGAAAAUAAAUCUGCAUGGAGGCAAUUACUUUUCCACCGCACUGUUCAUCAAGGCUUGUAUUGUUAGAUGUAAUUAAAUUUUCUGCAUAAAUGACGUAAAACCACUAGAUUUCUACAUCAUAAACAAAACCACUAGAUUUCUACAUCGCUCCUCACAGCUUCUUCUUUUUCUUACUGCAGUGUAAUUUGCAAACAGAAAUGCCUUAAAAACCUGUUAGAAUGUAAAAAAAAAACAAAACAAAAAAAAAAAAACUGAAGUUUUGUUUUUGAUGUUAAUCUUUUAAAAAUUAGAGUAUUACGAAUCAAAGAGGCAUAAAACAGGAUCUGGCAGACCGAAAUGUGCACUUGUGAUAAAAACAAAAAAUGCUAUUAGAGCUCCAACCAAUAAACUACCACUUUGGUGAAAUCUUUUAAAUGCAGGUUUAAAAAGUUAUUUUUGUCACUUUUUGAGGUAAUUUUACAAUUGAAAACCGUCUUUGGUCCAACCCAAGUCUCCUCAGGGCACUUCAGCUACAAAAGAAAAAUAAAUGUUAAAAGGUUUUUCCCUUUAGCCUGUUUUCCUGAACUGGGAUUUUUUUAGAAGCAUCAUUUUAAGUCGAGUUUAUGCAAAUAAACACAAUUUUUAAGUGUUUGAAGACGAGCAGACAUAAGAUUUCGAAGUAAAAGACGGUGAUGACAUCACUGUGUAACUCCUGGCCUGCAAAAAGCGACUGCAGAAUAAUCUACAUCCGGUCACUUUAGGUGAUUUUUACAUGGCGGAGUCCAUGUUUAUAAAUUCACCGUAUUCGAUGAAAUGGAGAAUUUUUAUUUUUUUAUUUCAAGCAGAGGUCUGUUGAAGCUGUAACUGUAAAUCUAUCCUGCUUUAGAUCUUAAUAUUAACAUAUUAUUAAAUAUGCAUGUACUUAAUCAAAGUUAAAACCUAAAACAGGAAGUUUAUUGUCUUUAAUAAACAUCUACAAAGUUUCAUCUUGUUUCACUUUCUCCAUUUUUAUGACUAAUUAAACUCUUCAAUGUAAAUAGGAAAAGUUUUCCUUUAUAAACUCAACACUUUGCUUUGAAUAUCAAAGUUUAGCAUCAGAGCAGACGACACUUUUUGUAAACAAUAAAAACUGUUUGGAUUUGUUGGGUAAGAAAGUAAUGGGUCUGAUUUUGUGAUUUAAUGGUUGAUAAACUCACUUAAAAUGUUUAUUUUUGUAAUCCGUUCUAACAGAAAAUACUCGCUGAAGUGUCCAAACCUUAAAUAAAAAUAUCUGCUGCUAACUGAAGGUUAGGAUAUCGGUUCCAACAGAUCCCCAGUUUUCUCUGAAUUUUUUUUUUUUUUAAUGUCCAUUUGUGCCUCGUUAAAAACGUUUUAUGGAAACAAAGCACUUAACAUGUAUGGAUUGAAGGAAUACAACAAAAAGGAAUAAAUAAAAUGCAUAAUUAUAGAAAAAAUCUAUUUUAAAAUAACUUAUGUAACUGAAAUUGAAGCUUAAUUGCAAAUUUUUUGAGCUUUAUUUGGGUUUAUUCGUCUCCACUUUGCUUUUUUUUUUUUUGUGAAUUUAAGCCGUUUGAUCAAAAUUUAUUCCUUUUUGUUUUGUUCCAAAGUUGGGCGAGAUGAAGGUGAUUUCUGUGAUAUUUUGCAGCUUUGACAAUCACUAAGAUUUACGGUUGUUUACCACAAACAGGUCUCUGGACUUCUGCCUUUUUCUCAGCUUAAACUGUAUUAUGGCUGUGUACAAAAACAAAACUGUCGAUCUUUGUUCAUUUCUGGUGAAAACUUUUAGUAAUAAAUGUUCAAACCUGUAAUAUCUGUCGCCUUGUUAUUAAAUGAGGCAAAUGGAGAAUGAAGGAAAACAAUUAGGAUUUACUAACAGAAAAUCAGACAUAAAUAAAAAGCCUUACAUUCUGUACACAAACAUCCUGCUACUAAAAAUGAAUCAGAUUUAUAAAAACACAAAUAAAACAAAGUUUUUUUUCUAGGAUUCAAACAUGAAACACGAUGAAAUGUUGAAUGUAUAGAAACAUUAUGGAGCUCCGAGUCAUUUUAAAGGAAAAUCCGAUUUAAAUCCGACCUGAAUCAGU